Paraglomus occultum is the source of this 744-nucleotide messenger RNA. Lineage: Eukaryota; Fungi; Glomeromycota; Glomeromycetes; Paraglomerales; Paraglomeraceae. The record is from the annotation of a GenBank genome assembly.
AUGCUGGGCAGGCACUGUCAAAAAGUAAAUCUCAGCUGGUGUCAAUACAUAAACUCGCAAGGAAUAGAGGCUCUAGUCGAUGGAUUUACAAUGCUGAAAAUUAAUGGGUUACCCAAGUUGAACGAGACGGCCUUGGCAAAGAUUGGAAUGUUAAAGAAUCUGAGAGCAUUAUCACUUGAUGCAUGUCCCACUUUAACCGGCUCACACAUUACCGCCCUUCUUCGUGGUGAUUCUCAAUAUCCUGAACACGACCCGCCGCCGUUGACUCACCUCAAUCUGUCAACAACCACAAUCUCACCGACCUGCUCGUCCCUAGCCGAAGAAGGGUCCUAUCCGUUUAUCUCAGAAAUGUACAAAAAUCGAAGCACUCGAUCUGGAAGACGCUCUCUCUAUCACAGACCGCACACUACAUUCUUUCGCAUCAAACCUCCUAACCUCAAACUAUGUUGCGAACGAAUAACAGACGAGGGUGUAAUUGACCUCUUCAGAUCAUGCCCAUAUCUAUCCCAUAUCGACCUAGACCACUGUCAACGUAAACGGAAUAGGAAUGUGCAAGAGGAAAGAUUCGGCUGCAGGAAUAUUACAGUAUCCGCCGUAAAGGAUGCAAUACCGAAAGUGAGUGGUGCCGGAGUAAUCCUUAAAUCAAAGGCUACUACUCUUGGCAGGCUAGCAAUGCCGACGACGAGGAAGAGGAUAGCAGGAAGAAUGCAAAUGGACAAACGUGGCUUACCAGAAGAUUGCUAA